AUGGCUUCAAAGGAAAUUGAUCCUUUAGACGUACUCAAACAUGGUGACGUCCAAAAAAAGACCUGGGAAGAACCAUGUUCUACCUGCGAUUUGAAUGCACAAGCAAAGCUUUUAUUCAGCAGAGCGAGUCUAGACAUUCCAACCUACGUUGAUGUUUUACAACCAACACCAUCGCAACAAAGUCAUGAAGUUUACAUGAAAGACACCCAUGCCCAUUCGAACGAAGAAUCUAUGUUAGCACAUACAAAG
This is a messenger RNA of Racocetra persica, 249 nucleotides long. The record is from the annotation of a GenBank genome assembly. Lineage: Eukaryota; Fungi; Glomeromycota; Glomeromycetes; Diversisporales; Gigasporaceae.